GUAUGCUGGUGGUCAACGUCACAUGGAGGAACAAGACAUAUGUGGGGACGCUGCUGGAUUGCACGCAGCACGACUGGGCGCCUCCCCGGUUCUGCGACUCCCCCACCAGUGACCUGGAGAUGCGCAAUGGCCGGGGCAGGGGAAAACGCAUGCGCCCCAACAGCAACACGCCCGUCAACGAGACCGCCACCACCUCAGACAGCAAAGGGACCAGCAACAGCAGCAAAACCCGGGCGGGAGCCAACAGCAAAGGACGCCGGGGAAGCCAGAACUCCUCGGACCACCGUACGCCUCCUGGCGGCACAACAGAGGACGUGAAGGCCAGUCCCUCCUCCGUCACCAAGCGGAAGAGCAAACCCCUCUCUGACAUGGAGCUGAACUCCAGCUCGGAGGACUCCAAGGGCAGCAAACGUAUCCGCACGAACUCCAUGGGCUCGGCAGCUGUGCCGCCCGCCGCCGUCAAGGUGGAGCCAGCCGGCCUCGACCGCAACUGCCCUUCUCCCAUCCUCAUUGACUGUCCCCACCCCAACUGUAACAAGAAGUACAAGCACAUCAAUGGGCUGAAGUACCACCAGGCCCACGCGCACACGGACGAUGACAGCAAGCUGGAGGCGGACGUGGACAGUGAGUAUGGCGAGGAGCCCUCCCUGCACGCCGACGUCGGGAGCUGCAACGGUGCUGCCGUCUCUCAGAAGGGUUCACUCUCACCGGCUCGCUCGGCCACCCCCGUCCCCUGCAAGAAGAAGCUGGGUGGGGAGGGAGACACCGACCCGGGUGCCCUGUCCAAUGAUGGCUCUGAAGAUGGUCCGUCGGUGGCUGAUGAGACAAGUAAUGAUGGUUUUGACUCGCUGGAGAAGCGCUGUAUUGAUAAGGACAAGUCAAAGAAGGCAUCUGGUGCUAAACCAGAGAAGAUCCCUUCCAAAAGCUUAAAGUCUGCCAGACCCAUUGCUCCAGCCAUCCCCCCCCAGCCGAUUUACACCUUCCAGACGGCCACCCUCACCACUGCCACGGGUUCCUCCACGGGUCUCGCCACUACCGUGGUCCAGACCAUGCCCAACAGCCCACAGCUCAAACCUAUCCAGCCCAAGCCUACAGUGAUGGGAGAACCCUUCACAGUCAACCCUGCCCUCACCCCUUCCAAGGAGAAGAAGAAGAAGGACAAGAAGAAGAAGGAACCCAAGGAAGUAGAAAACCCUCUGACUCCUGGAAAAGCCUGCAGAGCGGAGGAAGGCAAGAGCCCUUUCCGGGGGGAGUCCAGCGACCUCCCCUCCAUCGGUGGUGCCAGCAGGCUGGAGAACACCAACCCAGCCCAACCCAUGACCCCGCUGCAUGUCGUCACCCAGAAUGGGGCAGAGGCCAGCUCGGUGAAGACCAACAGCCCGGCCUACUCGGACAUCUCCGACGCUGGGGAGGAUGGGGAGGGCAAGCUGGAGAGCGUGAAGGUGAAGGAUCCGGAGCAGCUGGUCAAGGAGGGCGCCAAGAAAGCUCUUUUCCCCCCGCAACCGCAGAGCAAAGAGUCUCCUUACUACCAAGGCUUCGAAACCUACUAUUCCCCCGGCUACCCCCAGGCCAGCCCGGGGCCCUUGAACCCUGGCAGCCAGGCCGCAGCUGAGACGCCAGCCUUGAAGCUAAAGAAGGACGAGGAGCAGGAGAAUGCAGAAGUGAAGGUGAAGAGCGAGGGCUGCGAAGAGAAGAAGGCAGAGCUGGGAGGCUCCAGCCAGCAGCCCUCGGUCAUCCAGCAGCGCCCCAACAUGUACAUGCAAUCCCUCUACUACAACCAGUACGCCUACGUCCCCCCCUACGGCUACAACGAGCAGGGCUACCAUGCUCACCUGCUGAGCACCAACCCUGCCUACCGCCAGCAGUACGAGGAGCAGCAGAAGCAGCGGCAGAGCCUGGAGCAACAGCAGCAGCGAGGGCUGGAGAAGAAAGCGGAGCUGAGCUUGAAGGAGAGGGAGGCGGCGCUCAAAGAGGAGUGGAAGCAAAAGCCACCCAUGCCCCCGACGCUCACCAAGGCCCCCAGCCUCACGGACCUCGUCAAGUCAGGGCUUAGCAAGGCCAAGGAGCAGGGAGGUCCUGACAUGGCCAAAUCCGUCAUCAUCCCCAAGCUGGAGGAUUCCUCCAAGCUGUCCGGCAGCCAGGUCGCCGAGGGGCUCAAGGUGAAGCUGAGCGAGGCCAGCCACCUCGGGAAGGAGAGCGCUGAGACGAAGGCUGGCUCCGAGUGUGGCCGGCAAGCGGAGGUGGACCCUGUGCUCUGGUACAGACAGGAAGCUGAGCCCCGGAUGUGGACCUACGUGUACCCAGCAAAGUACUCAGACAUCAAGACAGAGGACGAGCGGUGGAAAGAGGAGAGGGACAGAAAAUUGAAGGAAGAAAGAAAUCGAAGCAAAGAAGCCACAUCCAAGGAGGACGGGAAGGAGAGCACCAGCUCCGAGUGCAAACUGACCCCCACCGAGGAGGCUCGCAUGGUGGGGAAGGACCCCAGACCUAGCGUCCACGUCCCCGUUUCUUCCCCCCUCACGCAGCAUCAGUCCUACAUCCCCUACAUGCACGGCUACUCCUACAGCCAGUCGUACGACCCCAACCACCCCAGCUACCGGGCUAUGCCCACCGUCAUGAUGCAGAAUUACCCAGGAUCAUACCUACCCUCCAGCUAUUCCUUCUCCCCGUACGGGAGCAAAGUGUCCGGGAGUGACGACAUAAGCGAGAAGACGUCUCAGGAGCGGGACCGCAGCGGCUGCGGGGUUGUGGGAGGCGGCGGGAGCUGUAGCAGUGUCGGAGGAGCCGGCGGAGGAGAGAGGAGCGCCGACCGGCCCCGCACCUCCCCGUCUCAACGCCUGCUCUCCACGCACCACCACCACCACCACCUCGGGUACUCGCUGCUGCCGGCGCAGUACAACCUGCCCUAUGCAACCG
Molecule: messenger RNA, 2916 nt
Organism: Pterocles gutturalis (yellow-throated sandgrouse)
Lineage: Eukaryota; Metazoa; Chordata; Aves; Pterocliformes; Pteroclidae
Gene: ZNF609
Product: zinc finger protein 609
Exons: 7
Biological process (GO): regulation of transcription by RNA polymerase II
Cellular component (GO): nucleus
Source: RefSeq, a predicted model, not a curated record